GGGCAUGCCAUAGCUUAGGCCUUAAAUCACGGCACAAGAGCUUUCCACCGGUACCGCCGCCCAUUCCAUGUGCGUCAUUUACUUGCGUCCCCUUCCAGCUUAACUGCCUCCAUAUCCCUCGUCUCUACCCUCUGCCUUGCAGCACCAUUCCGUCGUCGCCUUCUUCCCCACAUCAUCAUCGUCGCCCCUCCACAGACGCCGGGAGACCGACUCGCCGGCGAUGGAUCCCCCGCCCGCUCAGUCCAUGUCUGCGACCGACGACCUGCACGACAAGAGCCUCGACGGAUGCUGUUCUUGCUGCUACGACUGCUGCUCCAGCAUCCUGGACUUCCUGUGCUGCGCUUGAUGCUGCUCCUCCUGCCGUUCGCCGGCUUCCGGCGGAAGCGCGUGGAGAUGCCUGAGUUAUUUCGGAGUACUGUAGUCAUUGGGUGAUAAGUAUAUUUUAUAUAGUCUGUAAGGAGAUUUAUGGAUGGAUCAACUGCUGUAAUGUGUUGUCUUAUCUUCCGCUAAAGUAGUCGUGCAAAGAAAUUUACAGAAAUUCUGUUUUGCGUA
This is a messenger RNA of Aegilops tauschii subsp. strangulata, 552 nucleotides long. RefSeq lists its product as uncharacterized. Lineage: Eukaryota; Viridiplantae; Streptophyta; Magnoliopsida; Poales; Poaceae. The record is from RefSeq and is a predicted model, not a curated record.